Pieris macdunnoughi is the source of this 2283-nucleotide messenger RNA. Lineage: Eukaryota; Metazoa; Arthropoda; Insecta; Lepidoptera; Pieridae. The record is from the annotation of a GenBank genome assembly.
AUGAUUUUAAGGAUUUCUAUAAUCUACAUAUUUCAUUUAAGUUUAUCACAAAGUAGCCGCAUAUAUCCUAAUGAAUCGCUCUGUCUUACCGGGUAUAUGACCGACCUGCAGUCUUGGGUCACCAAGGAUGGCCAAUUGACAGUCAAUGACUCACAGGCAAUAGAUCUAUCACACGUACAAAAUGUUGCCUCUGCUAUAGAGGAAUAUAUGGAGAACUCUGGCCGACGGAAACUCGUGGACAACAUAAAAUAUCUGAGUGUAGCCAAAUCUAGUUUACAACGAGUUCCUCCGAUUUUCACCUUUCAAGGUAACUUACAAAAAUCCAUAUCGGAGAGUUUAGAAUACGUCACAUUCUAUGGAAAUUCAUUUGGAAGAAUACGGGAGACGGGGGCUUACGAGUCGUCCAUUAACGCCACAUUUGCAAAAGAAGUGUUUCCGGCACUAGCUAGUAAUACAAGAAUACCCUCAUGGUCCAUCGGUCUAAGAAAUGUGACAUUUAAGAGAUUACGCCAGUUAGAUCUGCGAGCGUGUAAAAUUGAUACCUUGGACGCGUUCACAUUCAUAGGAAUGCCAUCCUUAACUCAUUUGUAUUUAGGAGAAAAUAAGAUUACGUUUAUAGAUGCAAAUGCCUUUAGUGGCCUCAGCAAUCUAGUUCAUAUCGAUUUAAGUAGAAUGACAUAUGUCGAUAGGAAUGAUCCAGUGAAAGCUCUUACAUUUGAAUCUAUGGAUACUUUUGCUCACUUGAACCUGAUAUCACUAGACCUUUCAUUUACUCCUUUGAGCACAAGAAAUAUUCCUCUAUUAAGCCGACUUGGUAAUAAGUUGGAGAGGUUAUCCAUAUGUUAUACAGAAAUAUUCAAACUGCGACCAAACACUUUCGGUAGUUCACCACUCAAAUAUUUAGAUAUUUCCGGCAACAGUGAUAUCAUAUCAGAUAAUGGAACUUUAAGAGGAUUAGAGGAUACACUACGAGUGAUAUAUGCACAUUCAACCCUUUUGAGUACACUGCACGUUUUCAAAGGUUUUAAAAAAUUAGAAAUUCUGAAAGUUUCGCACAACGAAAUAACCGAUAUUCCAAAAACCACGAUGGAGACAUUAGAAAAUUUGCAAGUACUAGAUCUAGGGCAUAAUAGAAUUUCCAUUUGGUUUUCCCCUGUUAUUUCAAGUAUGCCUCGCUUAAAACUCCUGUCUUUGGUGGGAAACAAUUUGAACAUGUUAUCUGAUGUAAUUUUAUCCGAUAUAAGCAAUGUAAAGUACCUGUCUUUAUCCAAAAACACAAUGAUUUGUCAUUGCCUUAUGAGAGAGAUAUAUGAAAUUGCGUAUGAAAAUGAAUUGAAAAUGACGCAGACGCCGCUUGAGCAAAUUACGAAUGAAAAUAACAUUUUCCACAUCGGCUAUUUAGAAUACAACAAUAUAAUCACGAAUAGAACAAAUCUAACAUCAGCAUGCCUUAAAAUGGAUAACGAAGAUACAAUAUCAAAUUAUUUCAAGGGGUUUCCGGUUAAUAGGAGUGGAAAUUACUUGUUUUUGGAUUACGAUGAAGAUGCAUAUAGCUGUUUAUCUUUUCACACAGGAAUUAAAACUUUUUUGAAUGAAGUACCUACGUGUUCAGAGGACAUGAGGGACAUGCCCGAUGAUUUGACAGUGGCAACCCAAAGCAAUCUCAUGCUUCUCUUAAUAUUAUUGAUAACCCUGCCUAUUUUAGUGUUCAUCUAUAUUUUUAAACGGAAUUUUAAGUACUUCUUGAUAACAAUGAGAAAUUCGGCUAUGUUGAGUUUAAUCAGUGACAAGGAUGUUAAUUAUGUCGAAAACAAACUAUUCAAUUACGACGUAUUUGUGUCGUAUUGCAAUGAAGACAGGGCAUGGGUGCUGGACCAAUUGUUGCCUCACGUGGAGAUUGACUGCAACAUAAGCGUGUGUUUACAUGAGCGAGAUUUUCAGGUUGGACUCUCAAUAUUAGAGAACAUAGUAUCAUGUAUGGAUAGAUCCCGGUCUAUUAUGUUAAUCAUAUCGAGACGCUUUCUUCUCAGCCAGUGGUGUCAAUUUGAAAUGCACUUGGCUCAGCAUAGAUUGUUAGAGACGAGAAGAGAAGAUCUAAUUCUAAUUCUUGUAGAAGAAAUUCCACGUCGCCUACGCCCAAAUACACUACACUUUCUAAUGCUGACUAAGACCUACAUCGUCUGGCCGAAAGAAGAAUCAGAGAAGAAGGAGUUUUGGAAGAGAAUGAAGAAGUCCCUAGUCACACAGAAAUUGAAAAACGUUGAGAAUGAUUCUUUAGCUUAA